Microplitis demolitor is the source of this 1050-nucleotide messenger RNA. Its product is annotated as meiosis-specific nuclear structural protein 1. Bases 1 to 1050 code for a protein of 349 amino acids. The record is from RefSeq and is a predicted model, not a curated record. NCBI's taxonomy places the organism in Eukaryota, Metazoa, Arthropoda, Insecta, Hymenoptera, Braconidae. The transcript has 2 exons.
AUGUCAGAGUUGAAUACCGAGUGUUUAAUUAAAAAAGGAUUACGAAAAAAUUUAUUUAAACAUUCGAAUGUUAUUGAUCAUGGCGAUGAUGAAAUAGUUAAAUUAGAAAGACAAUUCCGUAAUGCGUACAUGCUAAAGUCAUUAGAGGCGCAAAUUGCCGAGAAGGAGGAAGAAUACGUCGGAUAUUUACGUAAACAAAUUGCUGUGAGAAAAGAAGUUCUUAAAAGUGAAGAAGAAAUGGCGCGAGAGGAACGAAAAAUUUUGAUUGAAGUUGACAAAAUAGUUGACGACAUGCAUGAAUUUGAAAAAAUUAAAAAACGUCAUCUGCUGGCCGAUAAAUUAAGACGUGAAAAAUUAAUAAUGGAAGAAAUAAAGGAAGUAAUAAAUGCGAGAAGACAAGAAGAAGAAGCAGAACUGGAUAAAAAAAAUAAUUUGUAUUUACAUGAAAGGAAGUUGAGAGAAGAAAUGGAUAAAAUUACCCGCGAUUACGAAAAAAAAUUACGUGACAGUUGGGUUGAAAAAGUAAGCGAGUUACUUGUGAUUGAUAUGGAAAAGAAGAAAGAAAAGUAUGAGCGAGAAGAUAUUAUUUGUGAGUUAAUCGCUGAGGAUAUUAAGUAUGAGUUAAUUGUAAAGGAAAAUGAAAAUAAAUUGCUGAUGAGGGAGGGUAAGAAAAUUUACGGGAGAGAUUUAAUGGAUCAAAUGCUGGAGUCCAUUGAAUUAGAGGAAGCUGCGCGUAAAAGAGAUGAAAUUUUGACAGAAAAAGUUAUCAAGAGAGUUAUGGAAGAGGAUAAUCUUAGCAGACUUACUGCUCAAGCACGGAAACGUAAACAACUACAGUAUAAAGAAGAUUUAGUUAAGUUUAUCGAGGACGCAAGGAGAAUACGUAAAGAAAUUCUGGCCAAGGCACGUGCUGAGUUUGAAUUAGAAUCAUGGAUUGAGAAUGAAAUAACGAGCAUUAAAAUUGAGGACCAACGCAGAAGAUUAAUCGACCGACAUGCUAAAAAUGUUGCCGCUUAUUUGAAAAACGGAAUCAUUAGAGAGAUAAAAUAA